AUGGCUACUGCUCAUGGGUCUACCACUCACCUACCAACAGGGUCGAUGGCUGCUGCGGUGCCAAUAAGCGCAGAUGAAGUGAAAGAAUAUGAGCGCAUUCUGAAAAUCAGCGACGAGAUUUUCGCGGGCUCCCACCCGCGUCUCAAAGUCCCCCUGCAAUUUGUGCGCAAACCCGCGGCACGGAAUGGCCAAAAUGGCCCUUCUACCCAACAAGUAGCAAGGAACAAGCCUUCGGGGCCUUUGCGAGAGAAUAUCACACGGUCUCCCCACAGCUUACAGGCUCCAUCCACGGCUGGGAAUGCGCCAUCGACAUCGGUUCUAAAUGCCGCAGCACCCCCUUUCCGCAUGGCGUCCAAACCUACCUCGGAAAUUGAUCCUAUUUUCUUGACGAAGUCGGAUGAUCUAGUCCGAGCAGAAAUUCAGUUGCAACGGCAAAGGGUGGAAAGAAUAUUGCGUGAUCAGCUGGAGCAGAAGAAGCAGGACUCGAAACAGAAACCCGCAAUUCAAGAUACAAAACCCGACUUUGACGUCUCGGAAGUCUUGGAUAGGGCCCUGGAGAUGGUACGACCUGUCUCACUGAGUGAUCCAUCUGAGGUCAAUGGGCCGAAUGAUUCAUUCGAUGAGAACUCCUUUUACUCCAGCCGAGCACCAGACUCUCCUCAGCCAGCUGGGGGUCAUCGAAAGCCCUCUCCAGCUGCUCCGGCCCCGGCCCAGCCAGUGAGCACUGCUCCACGGGCGCCGGCAGAUCAUUACUCAGAUGAGUUGCAACGACUUGAAGCUCUGAACCGACCUGGAUCUAACCAGGACAUGCGUGAUGCUUACCCUGUUGUUGACCAGCAUGCCCCCCACUCCCAAGCGCAACCGCUAUCCGUCCAGCCAGCAGACACCGGUCGUUUCCAUGAGUUACAACAAGUGGAUGCUCUUGAGGAGCCAGAAUACUCCCCACCAGCACCAGUGGCACCCCCAAUUGGCUUACGAGACUACGAGCGAGGUGUAGCAAAUGGCGAUGGCAGGGGCAGAUACGCCGAUCAAAGACAGGGGAUGCAGGGCAUGAUUUCUCCUGCUAGCAAUGUCAAGGUAGUUCGGAAUCAUAUCACUUCCCCGGCUGCUCCUCGGCCGUCGCGAGUAUCACCUUUGGCAACUGCGAAAGUACCCUCGGUUCAGCAGCUUCGGAUAGAACGGUCCGAGCGUGGGUCCGAGCAGGUAUAUUCGGACCCUGACUCCGCUCGCGCCAGUCCCAAUGGACCUGCUCCGCAGAUCAUGUCUCGGAAGCGAAGAAAACUACAUGGGAAAGGAGAUGAUACCCGUCAGGUGUCCUAUGUGACGCAGAACGCCGGUCCCUCCGAAGCAUACAUCAAAGAAGAACCAGUGUCACCACCGCCGUUUGCAGAUGACCCAUCUGUGAUUCAAAGCCGACAACCCCAAGGACAGCCCGUCUACAUCGAUAUUGCGUCACCACGAUACACCCCGGUGCUCGAGAGGCAAGAAUCCUCCAUCCAGGGGCCCAUGUAUGAGGUGAAUACUUACCAUGAGCUUCCUGCCGAGCAAGGAUCGAGACAUGCACUUUCUCGACUCGGCCCCAGGCGAUCGGUUCGUGACGAUGCAGACCUGCGACGCGUGGCUAGCAUGCAGUACGCUAGACAGUCUGAAUAUCCUCGCGAGUAUUUCGAGGCCGAUCCCCAUGUUGGCCGAGCUUCACCAUAUACAGUCGUGGAACGGUUGCCGCAAGAACGACCUAGAUACUACGAGGAUGUCCCUUCUUCCUAUGGGCCUCGCUAUAUCACUGUGGAUGAUGGUCACCAACCUGUUCAGCGAGAUCCGUAUUACGACGAGCCUCCACCAGCACGUGUCAUGGCUGCGCCCGAACGCCGCUUUGUCGUUGAUGAACAUGGCAAUCACUUCGAAAUGGUCCCAGCACCCAGGAUGCAACCUAUGGCGCCGCCUCCGAGACCAAUGUCCCGGGCACCGAAACCCGAAGCCUAUGAUGAUCACGUCCCUGUCCGCACUGCCAGUGUUCGUGCCCCGUCCGUUAUACAAGACCCCUAUGGUGAGCAUAGAUACGUUCAGGAGAUGCCUCGACCCCAACCGGUCUACAGAAGGGUCGUUUCGGACUAUGCUCGCCCUGUCACUGGAGAAAGAAGAGUAUACGAAGCACCCCUGGAAGGCCACGAUCCAUACGCGCGAAGUGGCGGUGUGCAAGUUGCCGAGUACCUUCCUCGUCGCCCAGCAUAUGUAGAGGAGCAUGCCGAACCACCCGAGAGAGUCAUUCGCACGUCAAGCGUGCGACCGCCACAAGCUCGGUACGAACAACCCCAUCCCGUUGUCCAACGAGUCAGCAGUGUUCGCCCCGGCGGACCCAGUCGCGAAGUGAGCGUCUUUUUGGAAGAUCGUCAAAUGGGCGACUACAUUGAGCGGCCGUACUACGUCCGAGAACGACGAUUUUAUGAUGGUGAUGAUGGAAAUCGCAUGGUGCCAGACGGCACUGCAGACUCAGUUCAGCGUGCUCCGCAGCGCUACUAA
Penicillium canariense is the source of this 2520-nucleotide messenger RNA. RefSeq lists its product as uncharacterized. The transcript has a single exon. The record is from RefSeq and is a predicted model, not a curated record. NCBI's taxonomy places the organism in Eukaryota, Fungi, Ascomycota, Eurotiomycetes, Eurotiales, Aspergillaceae. Bases 1 to 2520 code for a protein of 839 amino acids.